Molecule: messenger RNA, 2203 nt
Organism: Actinia tenebrosa (Australian red waratah sea anemone)
Lineage: Eukaryota; Metazoa; Cnidaria; Anthozoa; Actiniaria; Actiniidae
Product: dehydrogenase/reductase SDR family member 1
Source: RefSeq, a predicted model, not a curated record
AAUUUGCGCACUCGUGCAAAUAACCAAUCUUUCGAAGUCCAAAGUCGACAAUUUUGAAUAGUUCGGAGUUAGGUACUUCAGGGAUAAUUYGUUCUUAGAAAGAAUGGCUUCUGAUCUUCCUUCUUUGGUUGGACGUGUUUGUCUUGUUACUGGUGCAUCUCGUGGUAUUGGUAGAGGCAUUGCUUUGAUGCUAGCCAAGGCUGGUGCCACUGUUUACAUAACUGGUCGAAAAGUAGAAACACUCCAAGAAGUAGCAUCUGAAGUUGAAAGCGGAAGUGGUAAAUGUAUUCCUGUCGAAUGUGAUCAUUCUAAUGAUAAUGACGUCGAGAACGUGUUUGAUCAAAUCAAACUGGAUCAAAAUGGACAUUUGGAUGUUCUGGUGAACAAUGCUUACAAAGGAGUGCAGUCAAUCAUGGACAAUGUUGAGAAACCAUUUUAUGAGCAGCCUCUUGAAAUGUGGGAUGAGAUAAACAAUGUUGGAUUAAGGUCUAACUAUGUAGCUGCUUACUACGCAGCUAAAAUGAUGGUUCCAAACAAGCAAGGCCUGAUUGUGAACAUAUCAUCCUUUGGAGGAUUGAGUUAUCUAUUUAACAUCCCUUAUGGUGUYGGCAAAGCUGCUAAUGACCGAAUGAUGGCUGACAUGGCAAUAGAGUUGAAAAAGAGCAACAUUGCAGCAAUCUCCCUUUGGCCUGGAGCAGUUAAGACAGAAACCAUAACAGCCAUUUUACAAAGUGAUAAGCCUGGAUCAGAGAAAAUGAUACAAGUUUUUAAAGAUGGUGAGGAUGUUACAUACGCAGGAAAAGCUGUUGCUUGGCUUGCUGCAGAUCCAAAUGUCAUGAAAAAGAGUGGCCGUGUGCUCAUUGUUGCRGAGUUGGCCAAAGAAUAUGGCUUUACAGACGUGGGAGGUGCUCAGCAUUUGUCUUUCAGACAAGUAAAACAACUGGCCCAACAUUAUUACCCAAGCAUGGCCUGGCUUGUUCCAGAAUUCUUGUACAUUCCUUUUUGGUUCAUUGGAGCAACAACACACAGGUUUUCCCCACCAUCAAAGUUUACAUAACUGCUAUAUGUGUUUCUAGCUUCUGGUUUGUCAAACGUCCCAGAUUGACUUUYAUUUUUUGUUUGGGGCUUACUGUAUCACUAUUUGUUUAAAUUAGUUUUUAUUACUGAGCUGAUCAUGACAAAAGUUGGACAAGGAAAUCAGGUAAAAGAUUUUUUAAAGACUCGCCCUUCCCCCAGAAAUUCCAAUUUUUUUCCAUACAAACUUUGUAAUUUUGUUCUUUCUCUGAUCCCCCCUACCCCGGAAAUCCCAAAUUCCUCUGUGGGAUGGGGUGGGGUGGGGGUAGUAUGGAUAUUUUCUUGAACCAAGGCACAGAUUUGACUGGACAAGCCCCAGUUCUGCCUGGACAUGAUCAAAUUUUUCAGGCCAAAUUAGUAUUAAGCUUAGUCAUACCUUAUUUCUGGCCAAAGAUUACUGGUCAAAAUGACUGGCAAGGCAGAGAUUUGACCAGUUGUGGCUGGAUAUUGUCUGAUCCUUGUCUGAUUUUGUAAGCCCUGUUCUCUAAUGAUUCAUUUGAUUGAUGGCAGUGUAUUGAACGAUUUUCCUGUGGCARCUGUUGUCUUGAUCAGCACGUAUCAAUGAAAACAGAAAAUAUUUGCUUUGUUUUCUUGAUCUGCCUUCAUCUUCAUGUUUCACACUACUCCUAAGACAUUGAAAAAGGAGGACCACUGACACUGUAGGCUGAAAGAAUAUUGUUAAUCAUUUACUUUUUCCUUGAUUGCUGAUGUGUCAGUUGACAAUCAGCCAACUGUUGCCAGAUCAUUGGUUAAGAUUUUAUCCUCACUUCAUCAACAUGCACUUUUAUUUUAUAUUGGGAAGUUAGAAGGAUUUGCAACUAAAUCGUUGCACUGUUGUCCAAUCAUGGGAUGACAGUCAGCCGAUCAUGGUCAUCAGUCAGCCGAUUGUUGGCUGAUGAUAAAGUACACAAUUACCAAAACGAAUGAUGAUAAGCAUAAUGGUAUUGUAACAUGAUUUAGCAUUAUAUAAGCAUGCACGUCACAGUGCAUACAUCUAAAAGCAUUAAUUAAAUAAUUAAUUAUACAGCUUCUCAUUAAUCCCAUAUAGGUAACUGUCCAAUUGUUUUCUUAAUUGGACAGGUGUUGUUGAUAUGGUAUUAAUUAGGCAGCUAUAUAUAGGUAAUGGGAU